AACCGGCCUCUGAGGAAGACUUGAAGACUCUGAAAGACUACGGGCUAGAAAGAGUCAGUAAAUGCAGUUCAAGAAAUCCGGAACGGGUAAUGUUUCUGCGCUUCUUUAUUAAUUCCCAAUCUAUUCAUGUUAUCUGUUAAUCAGCGCCGUAGCUAGUAUGAGGCCAACCGAGGCACUCGCCUCGGUAAAAUUUUGACGAAUUUCGCCGAUCAUUUUUAUUUUACAUAAGCGAUCAUCGGAUAUUUUUAACGCAUCAUGAUAUUACAAAGAAUUCAGCAAUUCAGUCAAUAUACUAUGAAAAAAUUACCAUAUCAUCGAUCUCAAGGGGCUACGUACGUUAAGGUGGCUCCGUAAUUAAUACUAGAGCAUUUAGCUGUGAAAAAUUUUCCGUCAUAACUUUUUCGAUUUUAACGCGAUGGCUGCGAAACUUUGCAAAGAACAACAGAUAUCGUUCGGCAAUAAUACGAAAUAUUCCGAUUUCAGUGAUGGUAAAUAUUUCUUGAGAAAUUAGCGCUUAAAGGGACCCCACUGUUCAAAGAAAAUCGCGUCUAGUAAGAAAUUUUGCUGAUAUUUUUUACUGAAAUUUCUGGUGUCGGCUUUAAUUGAUAUAAUAAAUAUGCCAGAGGAAUUUCAGAAAAAUCGUUGGAGCAGAAGUCCGUAACUAAAAGUCGCUCAAAAAUUAGCUGUGAAAUUGUUUUGGAAUUUCAAAACUAAAUUACUGUCAGGAAGAAGGAGACACUAGUUUCAAUUUUCGGGACAAGUAAAUUCAAUGUUUGCUAAUUCUGAAAAGAGAAGCCGAUUGCCUAUCGUGCUAUUCUUUAAAAGGUACUUUUCAGUUUUAGAAGCACUAUAAAUUGCUCCAAACCUUGGUCUGACGUCGAAUGACUUGUUCCUCGACGCUUUUAAAAUAUCCCUUGGCAGUUUUGGUUCAAAUUCCUACUACAUACAUUUUGAUGUAUUGCAAUGCAUCCUCAACGGCUUUUCUUGCUGCACGUUGUUUCCAAUUCAGGAAAAGGCAUUGGGAUUGUAAGCUACCUUGUAUCGAAGCACAGAUAGAACUGUCCAGCACCUUUGUUUAUGACUACAAAAUGAGCACGAGCGGCAGCUCUGCGAGGAAUUCGCACCUCAGCCAGGGGGGACGAAUUACAAUGAUGCCCAUGUCUGUGAACCGAUCUGUAUAAACAUGUAUUGCAGAGCAAAACAUAAUAAUCAAGAAAAAAACUACCCAUUCAUUGAAGGAAGGAGUGACAAGAAUUUCAGAGUUGUAUAUUUAUUCACGGGCAGUAUUUUUGCGAUAAUUUUAUUUUGCACUGUGAUGUUAUUCGGUUCACAGGCAUGGUUAUCAUUGUCGUUCUUCCCCCCUUGUUGAGGUGCGAAUUCCUCGCAGAACUGCCGCUCGUGCUCAUUUUGUAGUCAUAAACAAAGGUGCUGGACAGUUCUGUCUGAGUUCUGAUACGAGGUACCGUCCAAUCUCAAUACUUUUUUCCUGAGUUGGAAGCAACGAACAGCAGUAAAAGUCGUUGAAAAUGCAUUGCAAUACAUCAAAAUGUAUGUAGCAGGAGUUUGAGCCAAAACUGCCAAGGGAUAUUUUAAAAAUGUCGAAGAACAAGUCAUUCGACGUCAGAGCAAGGUUUGGAGCAAUUUAUAGUGCUUCUAAACCUAAAAAGUACCUUUUAAAGAAUAGCACGAUAGGCAAUCGGCUUUUGUUUUAAGAAUUAGCAAACGUUGAAUUUACUUGUCCCGAAAAUUCAAACUGGUGGCUCCUUCUACCUGAUAGUAAUUUAGUUUUGAAAUUCCAAAACAAUUUCACAGCUCAAUUUUGAGCGACUUUUAGUUACGGACUUCUGCUCCAACGAUUUUUCUGAAAUUCCUCUGGCAUACUUAAUAUAUCAAUUAAAGCCGAUGCCAGAAAUUUCAGUAAAGAAUAUCAGCAAAUUUUUUUACUAGACGCGAUUUUCUUUGAACAGUAGGGUCCUUUUUAGCGCUAAUUUCUCAAGAAAUAUUUACCAUCAAUGAAAUCGGAAUAUUUCGUAUUAUUGCCGAAUGAUAUCUGGCGUUCUUUGCAAAGUUUCGCAGCCAUCGCGUUAAAAACCAAAAAGUUAUGACGGAAAAUUUGUCACAGCAAAAUGCUCUUGUAUUAAUUACGGAGCCACCUUAACUCAAAUUUUUUUUGAACAAAUACUGAUCAAAACCAUUGGCGAGCUUAACGGUCACCCAGAUUAUGUAGCUUGUUUCUGAUUAUUGCUUUUUAAAUUCCACUUAAAUUAACUCAAAAAAAGUUAACGAAAGGCCCAGAAAACGCUGCAAAUCGCAUUUCCGAGAGACUAAAGUUCAAAAUUUCUCGGGGGGGUGCAUGCCCCCGAACCCCCCUAGCAACUCCCGCCUGCCUCGGUUGGCCGUUUGGUCUGGCUACGGCACUGUUAAUAUUCUUGAUUUUCUGCUAAUAGCUGUCGGCUAUAAGUAGAAUUAUGUCCCUAGAAUUUAUCUGUGUUAUGAGUAAAAUAGGCAUUCUUUUCUCUUGAUUUUCGUCUGCAUUACAAGGCAGUCAUGCAUGUUAGUGAUCAAUACAAUACAAUGGUUUUUGCUUAAUCAAUCACGAGAACAGAAAUUUCUAGGGCAUUGUAUCACUGCCAAAAUUUGACUAAUUUUUCUAAAAAUCUAUUUUAACAUUUGUCAGUUAAUGGGGUUUCCAUCAUAUGUCAAUUGAACAUGUAAUCAAACUUCAAAUGUAAAUAAUCAUGACAAAGUGAAACAAUAAUGAAAAACAGUAGACACAUCCACGAGUUGUUUAUGCAGCUAGAAAUUACGGGUCGUUAGCAUACACGGAUGCCUUAAAUAAUUGGCAUCUUUCCCUGUAGACGAGGUAAUGCUUCCACUUUUCCUUUAGUUUUUGACAUAAUUCUUCCCAAUCUAGGUUGAAAACCCAAUGAAAAUUAAUUGGGCCCAACAAAAAUAGUCAUCCAAUGACUGUCGAUAAUGUGAUGCUUCUGUUAUACAUGUACAUGAGGCCUCUUAGGAGAGGAGGGGGUGUGUUUGUCCCUGGUCUAGAUCUGAAAUUCAAAUGGGGUUGUUUCGUGUUUUGAGGAGAAGGCCAUGUCCUUGUUGUUACACCCUUCUAGCAUUUUUAACAUUCACCAUGCACCAGUGAGCACAAUUUUGUCAGCAUAUAUUAGAAGCAACACAUUGAUGGUGGCUGUGGUAAAUGAAGGGGAGGGGAAAGGGGAGUGAAAGUGUUGGUUGUGGAGGAGGAGUGGGGAUUUGUUGGGCAUGGAAGAGGGGAGGGUUAGUGAAAGCAAGGGAAAGACAGGGAGCAGGGGAAGUGGGGGAAAUUGAGACUUCAGAGCAUGUAAAUCAACUUAACAUUUUACCCAGUUUUCUGUUUAUGGUAUCAUAAUUUUCAUUUUUUUGGUGUGAUAAGUGAAACGUUUUUGUUCUUUUUAUCAUAUUAGUUUUCUUUUUGUAGGCAUUAAUGAAAUAUAGGUUCUACAACUUGCAAUAAGUCAUACUACAGCCUGUGAGUAAACUUGUCUUUUGACAUUUUGUCAUUAGUGUUAGAUGUGAAUUUUUGUAGCAACUUUUGAUUUGAAACUUGAGCUUCUUGUUCCUUGAUCGCACAUAGGGAAAUUCCUAGGGCAUUAGAUUGCCUCCAAAAUUUGACAUGUCCUUCUUAAAUUUUAUUAAACAUUUGGCAUUUUUCGUCAUUAUGUAUGAUUGGUGCUUGUAGAACCGUCCUCGAAGUUUUAAACCAGGGACAGAAACUUCUUAUCAGGUAUCCUCUGUUAUGCUGUCAAUGACCCCUUUACACUUGAGUUUUAACUUAGAAGAGUAUUUUUAGUGCGAUAUUUUUUUUCUCACCAAUCGUAAAGGAGUGUGCUUCAAUAAUUAGUAACUUGUGUGCAACACGGAGUUUCGCGAGAGGUUGCGAGAGACGUAUUUGUAGUUUAUUUAUUAUUUUCCACACAGAUUUAAUAGGUAGCGGAUUUUUCUUUCUCAGGCUUCAAUGGCGACCGCAGCACCUUCACCUCUGGCCAGCUCCGUAGAGAAGACGAAUGGAAACAAGCUGAGCAGACUUCUCAUAGAUGGUGGAACAACAGUACUGAGGAAUAUUUUUGACACUUAUCACCCUCCUUCCAACUUGGCUAGUAACCUUCAUGCAAACUAUUCCAUUCUUGUUAAACUUAUGCGUCGGAAAAUUCUUAACGGGAGUCAAUGGGAAAACCUGUUUCCACCAGCUGGAGGGCAUCCAAACUCUAAGAACUUUGAUAUCACUCUUCUGUUUCUCUUACUGACGAAUAUUUGUGGCCUAUCCCCUCCCCUCUCAGGUUCUUGGCACAAAAUGCCUCCCGCGAGUGACACCUCUACAGAGGCUAAUCUUGCUCGCGUCAAGUUCUAUCGAAACGAGCUCUAUGGUCACGUGGCAACAACUGGCAUUCCAACACCAGUGUUCGAUGUGAAAUGGCGGGAAGUUAGUUCCGUUCUUGUUUCGCUUGGAUUGAAUCCGUCUGAAGUGGACAAAUUGAAGCGAGAGCCUUCUGGGGAGGACUAUGUCAGCGCUGUUACUGAAUGGAUGAAAAAUGACGAUGAGAUCAAAUUCCAAUUAAAAGACGUAAUUCGCAAACAACAACAAGUGCUCCAAAACCAGAAGGAAGAUGAGAGAACUCUUAACGACACACAUCAAAUUGUUGAAAAAGUGCAACGGACACAAGCAGAAGCCAGCAAGUUGCAACAAGAGGACCACAAAACUCUUCAUGAUACACACCAAACAGUCAGCAAAGUAGAAAAGACACAAUUAGAGGCUAUUCAAUUGCAGCAAGAGGACCACAGAACGCUUCAAAUUACACACCAAACAGUUAGUAAAGUAGAAGAGACUCAAUUUUUGGUUAGCAGAUUGCAACAAGAGGACCACAGAACGCUUCAAGAUACACAUCAGGCAGUUGGUAGUUUACAAGAGAUGCAAAAAGAGGCAGUGAAAUUGCAGCAAGAGGACCACAGAACUCUUCAAGACACACACCAAGUCAUCCAAGGUGUUCAGCGGUCUGUGCAGGAUGCAAAAGAGAUGUUAGAGGAUUUUCGGAGAGACCAACAAGAAUCGCGGCAACAGAUCACAUGUGACGCUGUAAAUGCUGAAGACAGAAGAGAUAAAGUUGAAGAAGAUGAAACUCUGCAAAAAUUGGCGAACGUUAACACCGAAAAAACCAUCCAAUAUCACGCUGGGAAAUACCAGGAGGGAACGCGCUUGCACAUCUUUGAGAAGAUCAAGUUGUGGUUAGACGACCUUACAUCUGAAAAUCGUGUGAUGGUAAUCAGUGGAGAUGCGGGAAUGGGUAAAUCAGUGAUUUCCGCUGUCGUUUGUCAAAAAAUGGAAGAAGCUGGCCGGCUCUCGGGAAGUCAUUUUUGUCAUUAUAACAAGGAACGUUACAGAAACCCUAAAGUGAUGCUUCAAUCGUUAGCUUGUCAGCUGUGUGAUGUUUUACCAGAAUACAAAAGUGAACUUGUGAAGAGACUUUCUAGAAACUUGGGUGUGGACAUGAACAGCCUAGAAGUCCAGGAAUUGUUCGAAUUUCUUUUCGAAGAGCCUCUAUGCAGCGUAGGAGACCCUGGUAGAAAUUUGCUGUUAGUUGUUGAUGGCUUGGAUGAAAGUGAAUACAAAGGCCGCAAUGAGAUGCUUGAUGUCAUUGCUAAUCACUUUUGCACACUUCCUGCUUGGGUUCGGUUUUGUGUUACCGCUCGACCGGAAGUAAACAUCGCAGGCCGUCUUAAAAAGUUUAAUCCUGUUCAGCUCAAGCAAGAUGACGAAGAAAACCUUAAAGACAUCAGACUCUUUCUUGAGAGACAGCUAAGCAACGUUAUUCAAUCGGGCUUUGAAGAAGUCGUUAUCAGUGAACUGGCCCGAAAAGCUGCUGGUCAUAUUUUAUACGCCUAUUUGAUGGUCGAUUUUAUCAACAAAAACUUUUCAAGUUUCACCCCUGAGGAUUUGGGAAGAACGUUACCUUCAGGUGUAUCAUCUGUUUAUCAGAAUUAUUUUGAACGUUUGGAGAAAGAAUUGAAAAGUAUUGAGGAACUGACGAUAAGUGCUGAUCAGUUUUUGACUUUUCUUAGUGCUUUUGCAGCUGCACAAGAACCUCUUCCACUAGACUUUGUUUCUAAGAUGUUGCGUUCGGACGCAAAGUCUCCAGCUUGUCACAAGAAAGUAAGAAAGGCUAUCGAAUGUAUCUCAACCCUUCUACCUGUUCAAGAUGGCCGCAUUCACUUCUUUCACAAAUCAGUUAAGGACUGGUUGACU
Messenger RNA from Porites lobata, 6283 nucleotides. Lineage: Eukaryota; Metazoa; Cnidaria; Anthozoa; Scleractinia; Poritidae. The record is from the annotation of a GenBank genome assembly.